Molecule: messenger RNA, 1632 nt
Organism: Hirsutella rhossiliensis
Lineage: Eukaryota; Fungi; Ascomycota; Sordariomycetes; Hypocreales; Ophiocordycipitaceae
Product: DDE superfamily endonuclease domain-containing protein
Exons: 4
Coding region: 1-1632 (543 amino acids)
Cellular component (GO): nucleus
Molecular function (GO): DNA binding
Source: RefSeq, a predicted model, not a curated record
AUGCCAUCGCACAAGGGCGGCGCCGUCAGACGCGCCGCGCGCUCCCCAACACAGUCACAAUACGGCAGGCGGCUCAGAUCUUCGGCGUACCGAGCUCUACGGCUGCUCUCUGACAACGAAGACGAUGCCAUCGCCGCCUACGUGACAUGGCUACAACGCUCUGGCUUCCCAGCGAGCAAGAUACAGGUCGAAUCGGCCGCUCUAACGCUCCUUCAGCGCCGUAACCCUAAUGCGAAGCCACCAGGCAAAAACUGGUAUCGUCGUUGGCUUCAGGAUCACCCAGAGCUUCGAACCACAUAUUUAAAGGCCGUAGAGAAGUCCAGGAAGGUAUUUGAGGCCAACGAUGUGUCAUACGUUGAGAAGUUCUUCUCGAGGCUUAAGGAGAUCAUCAGCUCGUAUGGAAUCGGCCCCUCAGAGGUCUGGAACGAAGACGAGUGCGGCAUCCGUAUUGGAAGUUUACGAGAACGCAUUCACGUCGUUAUAUCUUGUACGCUUAUUGCCGCUGCCAACGCGUCUUGGGCCGAGAUCAACGCCCCCGACGAUAUACGAUUCGCACGAUCCGACACAGGCUUCAGCAACGGCGAGAUAACGUUUGAUUGGAUACACCAGUUUAAUGUAUGGUCUUGGAAGCGGUCUGCCCGUGCUCAACGCACCGGAAAGACCCUUGAGGAGUGGUUUGGUGUAGAUGAGUGGUGCAGAGAGCCCGAAUAUCCCUUCCUCGAGGCAGAGCCACGCCUUAUCCCGGAAAACGAGCGAAUUCAUCGUCUUCUCGUCAUCGACGGCUUCACUGGGCAUACAGGCCUCGAUUUCAUACAAUAUUGCAUCAAAUUUGACAUCAUCGUCGCGGUGUUCCCUCCGCAUUCAACGCAUAUCCUUCAGCCGCUCGAUGUAGGCGUUUUCCAGCCUCUUAAGCACGCACAGCAGAAAAUCCUACAUAAGUUCAUCGAGUCAGGGGAGCUGAACUUCACGAGGCACGAUUUCCUCAAGUCUUUCUGGGAAGGGUUCAAAGAGGGCUUCGCAGCGUGUUAUAUCAUAGGGGGCUUCGAAAAAAUGGGCAUCUACCCUCCCACAGAGCAGCCGGCAAUGAAGAAGCUCGUGGCCGAGCAGCUGAAGGUAUCACAGGCCGUUAACCCAGCGUUCGCAUCGCUCCUCCCUAAGGAAACACGCUUCCAACAGGCUGCCGACACUGUACAAGACCUUCGAACGCGUUAUCACGAGAUUCUAAGCUCUCCAACGCGUGGCAGGCUUUCCAACGUCUCCCAGGCCGUCACAGAGGCAUCUCUUCUUAGCUCUACACUGGCCAAGUGCUAUAAAGACCGCCUACAACGCAUCGAGAAGAUAAGCAGCCGCCCGAGGUGCGGCAAGGCCGUCAAGGCUGCCGAGGGCACUUUCUACACUAGCGUCAGCCUAGAAGAUAUCCGUAAAUCUCGUGAACGCACGCUUCGGCUCGAAGAAGAGAAAAGUCAACGCCAACUGCUCCUCUCGAUGCGUGGCAUUAUACGGCGCGAGCGACAGCAACUCCUUGACGAAUACCGUAAAAACAAGGUGCAGCUGGUGAACGGAAAGAUGAAGAGACUGACUAUCAAACAAUGGCUUGACUUCGUCGGGAAGAGCGAGGAUUCCUUGCCCUAG